GCCCUAGGUAGGAGGUGUAGACUAGCGGGCUUGACAAGUGACCGUUUCUUUGGCAACCGUUGAAAGGAAGUCCAGCACCAGGCAGCCAGGUCCCCGCCACCAGCUUGGUGAACACCAUUGCCUUGCCUCCAUGGAGUCUGCAAUAAAGAUGUUACAGUUCUAUUAAUCCAGGCAGGUCCUCAGAUCACUCCAAAUCAUGUCAACCCAAGAAGAUACAGAGCCUGGUACGCCGGUCGCAGAGGAGCGCAGGAAGUGCCAACUAUUCUCAAAAGGAAAAGAAAACUCACAAUGCUGGAAGAAAGCUGCCCUCUUUUUCGGAUCCGUUGCUCUUUUGCUUCUAAUUGGCUUGGCGACAUCUCUCGGCAUUUUUCUGAGUAAAAGUGAGUGCAAGCCACCACCCCGUCGUGACAACUCCACCACCACGUAUUUAGGAUCGGCGUCUCCCGACACUCAGGUGACCUACGUGUGCCAGGUGCCACUGCUGUUUCCUGACAACUCGCCGACGUUCACCCUCACCUGCACAGACGACUUGCUCUGGCUGCCUCGAGACGUGCCCUCCUGUGGUAUAUACACCUCUCGAACCUGUCAUCUGCCCGAUCUAGGCCUCACCCUCACUGGCCGCCCUUCCACUGACGGACUGGAAAUAGAGAUCCAACUCCAAGGCGCAGUACCGCCAUCUUUGCAGGUGGACAUUCCUAUAUAUGACGACUCUAUGUGUGCCUAUGACCAGCUAGAGCAGGAACCGACUACGACUGCCUCACCAACAGGACGAGCCGCUGAUGUGGUGGUGGUGGUGAGCAGUUUUGUUGUGGUGGUUGUCUUCCAGAGCGUGGAUCCAUGGGCGCCAUACCAUGUGUGUCUGAGGAGUAUUGGCACGAAGUUAGCGGUGGCGGUGCUACAGGGAGACACUACGGCCACCAUCCUCACCUCCCUCCACGCCAACACGACCACGCCUGUCUCCACGGACACCACGGACACUGACAUUUCCACGCACCAUACUACCACUUCGAAGGCAACACACAGCACAGAGACGCAAGACACCACUGACGUCACCAGCACCGCAGACACCACCAUCUCAGGCACCACAUAAACUUCCAAUGUCUGUCAACUGCCUUAUAUAUGGAGAUGUCAAUUGCAAUAAUAUUCUGUUGUUGUUA
Messenger RNA from Portunus trituberculatus (swimming crab), 1157 nucleotides. RefSeq lists its product as uncharacterized. NCBI's taxonomy places the organism in Eukaryota, Metazoa, Arthropoda, Malacostraca, Decapoda, Portunidae. The coding region runs from base 197 to 1090 and encodes 297 amino acids. The record is from RefSeq and is a predicted model, not a curated record. The transcript has 6 exons.